Messenger RNA from Baudoinia panamericana UAMH 10762, 510 nucleotides. RefSeq lists its product as uncharacterized. Gene Ontology annotation, molecular function: carbonate dehydratase activity; zinc ion binding. The transcript has 2 exons. The record is from RefSeq and is a predicted model, not a curated record. Bases 1 to 510 code for a protein of 169 amino acids. Lineage: Eukaryota; Fungi; Ascomycota; Dothideomycetes; Mycosphaerellales; Teratosphaeriaceae.
AUGACAACGGAAAACCAGCAUGAACUCGUCACGGCAAACGCGAGAUACGCCUCCACCUUCGACGAGGACAAGAAGAAGGUCAUGGCGCCACCGCGCAAGAAGUAUAUCCUGGUGACGUGCAUGGACGCUCGCAUCGACUCCGCCGCUGCUUUUGGCAUUGCUCUUGGCGACGCACACGUCAUCCGCAACGCUGGCGCCAGCGUCCAGGAAGCGUUUCGCUCGAUCAUGAUCUCGCAGCAUUUCAUGGGUACCUUGGAGGUUAUCAUCGUCAAGCAUACGGAAUGCGGGAUGUCCAUGUUUACGAACGACGAAGCUUGCAGCAUGGUAACGCGUAGCAGAGGCCUGGAGGCCUUACCGCAGGACUACGACUUCGGCUGUAUCGUGGAAGCGGAGCAGAGCGCGAGGGAUGACGUGGCGUGGUUGAAGCAGCAGCGAGCGGUUAUGGAGGAGACAGAAGUUAGCGGGUGGUUGUACGAUGUGAGGACGGCGAGGGUGAGGAAAGUCGCGUGA